AUGUACCCAUACAGAAACCAAAUACAACCCCGCCGCCGAAAAAGACAGCUCUUCAACAAAGACAUAGAAAACCUCCUCUAUGCCAUGGGUGACGGCCCUGUUUCUCUAGAAUCCACCGUUGCCUGUUUGGAAGACUGUUUGGUGGACUACUUGACAGACCUAGCACAUGAAGCACUUCGAUACGCCAAAUCUCAGGGCAGGUCGCGUGUAAAGAUCGACGAUCUUCCGUUUGCGUUGCGCCACGACCCCAUGAAGUUGGGCCGGAUGAAUUACAUGCGUGACCAACUCAUUAAGAUUGAAAAGGCCAAGAAGAUGUACGAUACAAAUAACGUCAAUGAAAAGGAGCUUUUUGCGGAUGACGACGAUGAAGGUGACGACGAGGAUGGAGAAGAGCGUGCGAAAAAGACGGCGAAGAAGCCAAAGAAGAAGAAGCCGAAGAAGGGUAUAGUGUCUUUUGACGAUUCCGGCAGCGAGUAG
This is a messenger RNA of Australozyma saopauloensis, 477 nucleotides long. It is a transcript of the gene TAF19, whose product is annotated as Taf19p. Gene Ontology annotation, cellular component: transcription factor TFIID complex. The record is from RefSeq and is a predicted model, not a curated record. Gene Ontology annotation, biological process: RNA polymerase II preinitiation complex assembly; transcription by RNA polymerase II. Bases 1 to 477 code for a protein of 158 amino acids. Gene Ontology annotation, molecular function: protein heterodimerization activity. The transcript has a single exon. NCBI's taxonomy places the organism in Eukaryota, Fungi, Ascomycota, Pichiomycetes, Serinales, Metschnikowiaceae.